Messenger RNA from Fomitopsis serialis, 1332 nucleotides. RefSeq lists its product as uncharacterized. The record is from RefSeq and is a predicted model, not a curated record. The transcript is spliced from 5 exons. The annotation marks the transcript as partial. Gene Ontology annotation, cellular component: COP9 signalosome; cytosol. NCBI's taxonomy places the organism in Eukaryota, Fungi, Basidiomycota, Agaricomycetes, Polyporales, Fomitopsidaceae.
GCUGCGGCUCACCAGAAAGACAAGGCGACGGCCUACCAGUCCAUUCUCACUGACCUGCUUGCGCGUCCCGACCAGGCCACCCUUGCUCAGGAUCUCCAUAUCCUUGUCGAGAAUGUCGUCCAAGACAGCACAGGUCUCGUCAUCGGGCGACAGGUACUCUCAGAGCUGGUUAAGGCGCUGGAAGCCGGCGUCGUGCUGGACGUCGACUUGAGGAAGCAGAUCGUCCAAGAUACUCUGGAUAUCAUUCAACCUCGGAUAGUGAGCUACGAAGAGCAGGUCAACUCGCUUCGCUUCCAACUUGCUGACAUCCUGGAAGCGGACCACUCAUGGAGCGAAGCGGCUCGCGUGCUCAUGGGCAUAUCGCUGGACGCGGGUCAGCGACAUUGUUCCAGAGCAACCGAGGACAAGUUCAAGAUCCUCCUGCGUAUCGUCCGUCUUCUGCUCGAGGACGAGGACUCCGUACAAGCCGAGACAUACUACAAUCGCGCAGCGCUCCUAGCACCGUCAACACAAGACAAAGAAGCCCUACUUUCGUUCAAGCUCUGUCAAGCACGGAUCAGUGACUAUUCACGGAAGUUCCUGGAAGCUGCGGCCAGGUACCAUGAAUUGAGUUGGGUCACCGAGAUCGACGAAGACGACCGUGCACACAUGCUAUCCGCUGCAGUGACUUGCGCAGUCCUCGCACCAGCCGGUCCCAACCGAUCCCGCAUGCUCGCCUCGCUCUGCCGUGACGAGCGCACGGCCGAACUGCCCUCCUACAACAUCCUCCUCAAAAUGUUCCAUGACCGCAUCCUCCGCGCCGCCGAGAUCAAGGACUUCGAGGGCACCCUGAAGCCCCACCAGCUCGCAAAGAUCGCCCCGUCCUCCAACGACCGGCUCGCAUCUGCCAUAUCAGACGACAACGACGUGCACGACCCCACCGCGAGCAAACGUACCGGCCCGUCUACGGUGCUCGAUCGCGCCGUGAUGGAGCACAACCUCCUCGCCAGCUCCAAGAUCUACAACAACAUCACGUUCAGCGGCCUAGGCGCCCUCCUCGACCUGACGCCCGGCGCCGCAGAGACGAUGGCGCGCAGGAUGAUCGAGCAGGGCCGUCUGAAGGGCUCGAUAGACCAGGUCGAGAAGCUCAUCGUGUUCGAGUCUUCGCACGACGAGGACGAUGCGCAGGGCAAGGCCGGUGGGUUGGGCGACGUGGAGCAGACGGCGGAAGACACCGGUGCGCCGUUCACCAAGCGUUGGGACAUGCAGAUCCGCAUCACAGCCGCGAACGUCGAAUCUAUCGUGCAGCAUCUAACGGAGAAGGGUCUUGUAACAUUCGAAGCGCAAGCAUAA